Molecule: messenger RNA, 1818 nt
Organism: Cordyceps militaris CM01
Lineage: Eukaryota; Fungi; Ascomycota; Sordariomycetes; Hypocreales; Cordycipitaceae
Product: 3-phytase A precursor
Exons: 3
Coding region: 1-1818 (605 amino acids)
Molecular function (GO): acid phosphatase activity
Source: RefSeq, a predicted model, not a curated record
AUGUCCGCCUCCUCGGGCCAGGCCAAGCAGCACCGUGGCGAUUCCUCCACCUACACGCCCGUAUACCAAGACGACACGGACGAUACUGGCGCCCAGACUGCCCACGAUGCCGAGACGCGGACGAAGCAACACCCCAUGGCGGCGUUUGCCGCGCCCCCACCACCCGGGGGCCGCUACCGCAUGAUGGCCAUGGCUACCGUCAUGGUCCUCCUCGUCGCCGCCAACCUGUACCUCUCGCUGCCGUACGCCUUUGCCGGCAGCCACGGGUACCCCAACGACGACUGCCCGGUGCCGCCCGCGGACGUGCCGCAGUACUUCCGCACGUCGCCCAACCCGUGGCCGGGGCCGACGGCCACCGGCGCGCCGGCGUUCCUGGCCCAGACGCGCGUGCUCGACCCGGCCGCGGGCACGUUUGUGCCCAACGAGCCGCUGCAGACGGCGAUGCCGAUUGCCGGCAUGCAGAGCGGCAACCAGAGCAUCUUCCGGAUGAUGGCGUUUCUGUCGCCGUACUUUCCCUCGCCGGGCUUCGGCGUCGACGAGUACCCGCUGCCCGACGGCGCCGAGAUUGUGCAGGUCCAGAUGCUGUCGCGCCACGGGGCGCGCUACCCGACGACGGGCUCGGACGUGGUGCGCCUCGGGGCCAAGAUGGCGGCGCUAAAGGGCAAGGCCACGUUCCACAGGGCGCUGGGCUUCCUGCAGGACUGGACGUACGAGCUCGGCAGCGACAUCCUGGUGCCCAAGGGCCGCCAGGAGCUGUACGAUUCGGGCGUGCUGCACAACUACAUGUAUGGCAAGCUGUACAACCCAAACAGCAAGAUUAUUGUCCGCACGACGACGCAGGACCGCAUGCUCAAGUCGGCGGAGAACUGGCUGGCCGGCUUCUUCGGCCUCGAGUGGCGGAACAAUGCCACGAUCGAGGUGCUCAUCGAAGGCGCAAACUUCAACAACUCGCUGGCGGGCUACUUGAACUGCCCCAAUGCUGAUAAAAAAACGCCGGGCUAUGAGGCCCCGACCACGUGGUAUGGUAUCUAUCUCAAGGACGCCGUGUCUCGCUUCAAUGCCAUGUCGGACGACUUUGAGUGGACAGCCAAGGAUGUCUACGCGGCGCAGACCAUGUGUCCAUAUGAGACUGUCUCGUAUGGCUUCAGCAAGUUCUGCGACUUGUUUACGUAUGAGGAAUGGCAGGGCUUUGGCUACUCCAUUGACCUGUCUUUUGCUUCUACCAACGCUUUCCACAGCCCAACAGGCCGCGCCAUCGGCCUCGGCUACCAGCAAGAAGUCAUGGCCCGUUUGAAGAACCAGACGCUCGGCUACUCGGGCUCCCAAAUCAACAUCACGCUCGACAACAACCUCUCGACCUUUCCCCUCAACCAGAGCCUCUACUUUGACUUUUCCCACGAUACCAACAUCAUCUCCGUCCUGACCGCCUUUGGCCUGCGCCAGUUUGCCGACGCGCUCCCGGCCACGGCGUACCCCGGCGACCACGCGUUCACCGUGUCGCACAUGACGCCCUUUGGCGCCCGCCUCGACAUGGAGGUUAUCAAGGCGCCGCGGCCCGUCUCCCCGCAGCGCGACGGCUACCUGGACGGUGGCGAGACGCGCUACAUUCACUUUGUGCUCAACCAGCGCACCGUGCCGCUGGGCCAGAGCUUCCCCGAGUGUGGCGCGGACCGCAAGGACGGCUGGUGCGAGCUCGAGACGUUUAUCAAGAUCCAGGACACGAUGGCGGACAAGGCGCAGUAUGACUUUGCGUGCUUUGGGGACUAUGAAGCGGAGCCGUAUGGCAAGGUCACGGAUGGCGCGCCGAACCGGUCAUGA